AUGAUGAGUCUGCCCUACUGUCACUCCUGCCUUCCACUGGAGACGAAUCAUAAGGGGUGCCGUGCUCUUCGUUCCCUCCACUCUGAUGAAGUUUCGGCACUCCAGGUGGUAGGUCCCAAGGAGGAAAUGGUGGACCUCCAUGGGGAGGUGGUGGGCAUCCGCUGGGAGGUGGUGAGUCCCACUCUGGACGUAGUGAAUCGCAGUGGGGAGGCGGUAGCAACCAUUGGGGAGGUUUUGGACCUCCAAAAGGCGGUCGCGGACCCCAGCCAGGAUUUGGUGGGCACCAGUGUGGUGGUCGUGGACCUUCACAGGGAGGACACGGGCCAGGAUUGGGAAGUGGCAUGCGUUCUUUGA
Messenger RNA from Hydatigera taeniaeformis, 354 nucleotides. The record is from the annotation of a GenBank genome assembly. Lineage: Eukaryota; Metazoa; Platyhelminthes; Cestoda; Cyclophyllidea; Taeniidae.